ACUCGAUGCGGCAUCAUCGGAAAUUUGCGUUAUUGAUGGUGAACUUGCUUUAGAGAAUUCAAAAUGGUAUCAUAUGUGUAAAGGUUGCAUCAGAGGACUCAUUAUUGACACUUGAAGCAUAAAUCUCAAAGCUAAAAAGUACUCAAAAGGGGAUCAUGGUUAAAAACAAUGCUUGAAAUGCGUAAAAACUGAACGUUUUCACUUGUAUCAUAAAUGAUAUUUGAGAGAACUCGGUGUCAACACAGUAACACUUGUAUCCCUAUGUUAAAAGUUCCUUAAAGAGCUUCGAACACGGUUCCAUAAUCAUUCAUUUUUUACUCUGAAGAACUGAAUGUUGCAAGUGUUAAUAUGAUGUUAGAUACUGACUAUUUCUCACAUUUCUGAGUCUAACUUUGUUUAACUUCUUGCUGACAAUUAUAAUCCAACUAGUGUAAUGAGCAAUCAACUUGGUUUAUAUAAUAAUAACUCUGACGAAAUGUCAAGUUCCUCUCCUGGUCCUGAACAUUUUGAAAGUACAAAUGAAUCAACUACAGUUGCUUUUGCAAAAAACUUGACAGAAUAUUUACAUAAUCAUGAAUUGCUAGGUCUUGAAGCUUCGGAUAUAAUAAUACUUACACUUUAUUGUUUACUAUCAUUGUUGAUAUGUGGAAGCAAUUUGCCAGUAUUGAUUAGUAUCGUUUUAUUCAAAAAGCUGCGUUCGGCGAAAAAUAUGUUUCUUGUGAGCCUAGCAAUGUCUGAUAUUUGUAUCGGGGCAUUAGACAUACCAUUAUAUGUUAUCAGCCGAUAUAUGUCACCAAUCAUCUUUGAAGGGGUCGUACAAAAUGAAUAUAUAUGUAUCGCAGAGUGCUACUCAAAGGUAUGUCUGCAAGGUGCAUCUCUUUUAAGCAUGGUUGGCAUUGCAAUAGAUCGCUUUAUUGCUGUAACAAAGCCUUUAAGAUACAAAGAAAUUGUAACACGAUCUCGCGCAUUGUGGUUUAUCGCAGUCUGUUGGCUUUAUCUCGUUGGGGUCUCUUCUUUCAUGUUCUACAAACGCGUUGACACUUUUGACGAGUUCAAAGAAAAAUGUGCGAGUCAAGUGUUCAAUCAAUACUACAAGAUCUUUGUGAAUGUGAAUAUCUUUAUUCUCUUUCUGGUCUUCGUGGUUUCACACAUUGUCGUUGCGAUUGUUGCAGUCAAACAUCGCUCCAAACAUAUCCAAGCACUUAGCAAAAUUCAUAACACCCUUGCAGUUGCAUAUGUCAAAGAAAUUCGUUUAGUGAAAACUAUGACCAUAGUAGUUGCACUGUCUGCAAUGUGCUGGUUGCCAUUUGUAAUUGGGUGGAUCUUUCAUGAUAAAUCAGAACUAGACCUUUUUAAUAAGUUUUUUAGGUUGCUAUUGUGUUCUAAUAGUGCGAUGAAUCCAUGGAUUUAUGCUUUUAGGAUCAAAGAACUAAAUGCAGGAAUGAGGCGCGUUGUCUUGUGUAGGUUCAAGGCACAUCAAACAUUAAAUGUAAGUCCACUACAAUGAGUAAACACAUUCUAGAAUGUAUAUUUUU
Messenger RNA from Owenia fusiformis, 1535 nucleotides. The record is from the annotation of a GenBank genome assembly. NCBI's taxonomy places the organism in Eukaryota, Metazoa, Annelida, Polychaeta, Sabellida, Oweniidae.